GACCAGAACGCCGUGGAUCUCUGCUCCUUCAGGAACACCACUGGCGUCCUUCUGCUCCAAUUCUCCUUACAGGAUUUCUGCACGCUCGUUGGAGACGACGUCGGCAGGCUGUUCUAUCAGGAUUUUCGGGCUCAGAUUAAGAAGAGGCGAGCUAACUAUAUGGAGAGUCCUCAAAACGCUAUACCUCUCACUACGGGAUGUAUUUCCACCUCCGACCGCGAUAACUACUCUUCUUGGACGUACAGGGCCGACGAAUCCGGGCUCUAG
This is a messenger RNA of Penaeus monodon (black tiger shrimp), 267 nucleotides long. RefSeq lists its product as uncharacterized. NCBI's taxonomy places the organism in Eukaryota, Metazoa, Arthropoda, Malacostraca, Decapoda, Penaeidae. The record is from RefSeq and is a predicted model, not a curated record.